Molecule: messenger RNA, 3578 nt
Organism: Vitis riparia (riverbank grape)
Lineage: Eukaryota; Viridiplantae; Streptophyta; Magnoliopsida; Vitales; Vitaceae
Product: putative pentatricopeptide repeat-containing protein At1g53330
Exons: 2
Coding region: 180-1574 (464 amino acids)
Molecular function (GO): protein binding
Source: RefSeq, a predicted model, not a curated record
GCUUCAAAUUUCAUGGAACAAACAUAGACUUGAAAACUCAUUGGCAACAUGCUAGGAAACGUAUCUAUUGUUUUCCAAGAUGGAAACACGGUUAUUAUUGUUGGGUUGGCGCGUUGUGGCGGGAAAAAAACACCCUAGAUUUUCAAUUCCAAGCUCUGGGUUUCAGAUGAGUUAGAAAAAUGAAUCCUCCAAAACCCAUCUCGCCUUUCAGACUUUCCUCUCUUCUUCGCCUCCAGAAUGAUCCAAAACUCGCUCUCCAGCUCUUCCAGAACCCUAAUCCUGACCCUAAACCCUUUCGCUACACCCACCUCUCCUACGACCUCAUCAUCACCAAGCUCGGCCGCUCCAGAAUGUUCCACGAAAUGGAACAAAUCCUCUCCCAAUUGCGCCGAGAAACUCGAUUCUCUCCCAAAGAGAUCAUCUUCUGCAAUGUCAUCUCCUUCUAUGGACGGGCCCGCUUGCCCGAUCGUGCAAUCCAGACCUUUGAGUCCAUCCCGGAAUUUCGCUGUCAGAGAACGGUAAAAUCUCUGAAUUCGCUUUUGAAUGCUCUGUUGAACUGUAAAGAAUUUGAGAAAUUUGAUGGGAUUUUGUCGGGUAUUGAUAAGUUUGCGACUCCGGAUGUGUGUACUUAUAAUAUAUUGAUUAAUGCUUGCUGCUUGAGUGGUAGUUUGGGCGAUGCAUGGAAUGUGUUUGAUGAAAUGUUGAGGAAGCAUGUCUGCCCCAAUGUGGUGACUUUUGGGACCUUGAUUAGUGGGCUUUGUGGGGAUUCGCGCUUGGACGAGGCUUUUAGGUUGAAGGAGGAUAUGGUGAAGGUUUUUAAUGUUAAACCAAAUGCUUUUGUUUAUGCUUCAUUGAUGAAAGGGCUUUGUAGGGUUAAUGAGUUGAGUUUGGCUUUUGAGCUUAAGAAGGAGAUGGUGGCAAAUAAAUUAAGAUUAGAUUCAGGAAUUUAUUCCACUUUGAUUGCUGCAUUGUUUAAGGUCAGGAGGAAGGACGAGGUUUUUGUGGUUUUAGAGGAGAUGAGAGAGAACGGGUGCAAACCUGAUACUGUGACUUAUAAUGCUAUGAUUAGUGGGUUUUGUAACGAGAAGGAUUUUGAAGCGGCAUAUGGUGUCUUGGAAGAGAUGGUGGCGAAGGGAUGUAAGCCCGAUGUCAUUAGUUAUAAUGUAAUUAUUAGUGGGUUGUGUAAAGAGGGGAAAUGGAGAGAAGCAAAUGAUUUAUUUGAAGAUAUGCCAAGACGGGGAUGCACUCCUGAUGUGGGGUCAUACCGGAUUCUUUUUGAUGGGCUUUGUGAAGGGAUGCAGUUCAAUGAAGCAGCAUUUAUUUUGGAUGAGAUGGUUUUUAAAGGUUAUGCUCCUAAGAGUGCCAGUAAAACUAAAUUUGUUGAGGCAUUGUGUCAGGAAGGGAACUUGGAGUUGUUGUGCAAAGUUUUGAAUAGCUUGGUAAAAGGAAAUGUUAUUGAUGGAGAUGCAUGGGGUUUGGCAGUUUCUAAGGUUUGCAAGAAGGAACAGCUGUCAAAUGGCUCUGAACUUGUUGAUAUCUUCCUGAAGGAUACUGAGACUGUGCCAAUCAGAUAAAUAGUUGCUUUCAUACAAUUGUAGGUCUGGCUCCUCCUUAAUGCAUUAGAGGGUGAGGCAUCUAAUUCUACCAUCCUGAUAAAAUAGUGACACAUGGAUGAAAUUCUGAUUCUUUAGUAUCUUCUGCCACCAUACCCCCCUCCCCCCGUGCCUACUCUUCAAUUAGGAUGAAGCCCAUGUGGGGAUCUGUACAGCAGAAGCUAGAUGAGCUUGAUGUUGAAGAGUCAGAUCAGACAUGAGGGUGUUCUCUUCAGUAUCAACUCCAAGGAGUCCAACAUGGGAUUGCAGAAUGGCAUUGCUUUUGUUUAUUGGGGGGUUUCAUAUCUUUUCUUGAAUUUCUGUAAUUUUUUUAGUGUUUUAUGUGUAUUUUCAUAAUUUGUGAAUUAGGUGAAAAAAAAUUAUUGUUCUUGUCUUGGUUUUAAGGCUUUCUUUGAUAUUCAACUUGUUUUUCUGCAUUGAUCAUCUGAAACCAUUUGUCCUCUACACUUAUAUUUUCAUAUAUUUUUCUUUGUCAUUUAUAGUUGUCAAAUAAAUUUCUAGGGUGCUAAUGCAGAAAAGUCAAAAUUGGUGGAGAUUAGAUUUCACUGAAUAUGGAAAAUUGCUGAAAAUCUGAUUCAGAGUGGAAACCAACCAAAGGGGCAGUUUCCCAGGAGUUGAUUUUCUCAUGCUUCACUAUCUAUUCCUCAUUCAUUCUUUACAUUCAUGCUCGAAUGCUCAUGUUUCAAAGCUGCCCUUGUUGCUUUGCAUUUAUGUACUACUAUAUAAUGUGUAUUGAAUUUCCCAACUCCAUAUUGUGAAGAAAGGGAAAGAAAAUGCUAAAAUGAUCAAAAUAGGCUUCCUUUCUAAUGCAUUUUGUUUUGUUUUUUUCUUUUAUGUUUAUGCAGAACUAAAGGAAAUGUUGGUUCAUUUUGAGUGGAACUAUGAAGUUUAAUGUUGUUAGAUUAAAUUGGUUAUUAAAUGUAUAAUUACAGUCGAUCAAUCUAAAUUGCAUUUACUGUUGGGGCUGGUUUUAUUUUAUUUUUAUUUUUAAUUUCCAUAGAAAAGGAAGAGAAUUAAUGAAAAGAACUUGCACACAAUGAUUUUGCUAUGUCCUUGUCUCUGUUCUAUCCUUAGCAUGGUAAAUUUACUCCACAAUGUGCUAAAACAUACUUUAAAUAUGGUCUUCUACUGCAGCAUGGUGUAAUUUUUUGCCCUACGCUAAUUGAAGAAACAUGAUAAAUAUUCUCCAAUAUUCUCCGAGCUUAGCUUCAUGCUAAAAUAUUUAUUGAGAUGAAAGGAGCCUGAAAGGUUUUUCCCUUUUCCUGGAAAACUUUCCACAGCUGGUUUUCUAUCAAUAGAAAGGGAGUCUGGAUGAGAAGAAAAAAAUGGAGUUUGACAUGCAUCAUUCUUUCUUAAUCCUAACAAAAGGUGUUUGGUAGUACAUGAAACAUAUUUGAUGCUAUUGCAUGUUGUGCUCUCAUUGUUUUUUGCUGCACACUCAAAUGGAAAUUCUUAUGCACAUACACUUACUGAUGUCCUAACAGGGGAAGACAUGGACUUUGCUUAUGAAUGCAUUUUGGCCUUUUUCAAGCAGGGAAGACAACCCAGAGGCAGUUUUUGGAGCUAAAGAAGGGCUAAAAAUAUAAUUCAUCUCCAUUGCCAUCAGAGGAGAGCUGUGAAGCACAGACAGGGAUUGUGAUACAACCAUCAGCUCCUCUCCCUGCUGUCAUUGCCCCCUUAGCUACCACAUUCACAGGCCAACUAGAGGAGAGCUCUUCUUCACUACCAUAGCUACACCUUGCUCGGGAACUCUAGAGCAGCAGUGUCAGCAUGAUCACCUUCCAUCCUCCAUUAAAGGGAAACCCACUUCUCUCUUCCAUCUAUUUCUCAAGGGCAGAAGGCAGAAGGUUGUGAGAGAAACAUGAGGUUGAAGCUUGGGGAAUUGUCAUUCAUGGUUUAAAACAUGAAUAUUACAAUGAGUUUGUUUCUGCUAUUUGAGGAUAAUUAAAUCAACCAUUACUUUUA